Molecule: messenger RNA, 549 nt
Organism: Anisakis simplex (herring worm)
Lineage: Eukaryota; Metazoa; Nematoda; Chromadorea; Rhabditida; Anisakidae
Source: the annotation of a GenBank genome assembly
UUGGAAGAGACUGUCGCAAAGGAACUGCAAACGUUGCAUAAUCUCAGAAGGAUGUUCGUGCAAGAUAUCGGCCAACGUAUCAAACGAACGCCAACUGGUACCGAGCCGAACGACGAUGAGUAUCUCUCGUCACCGGCACAAAAACAAAAAAUUAUUUUCUUAGAAAAUAAUCUCGAUCAGUUGACGAAAGUUCAUAAACAGUUGGUGAGAGAUAACGCAGAUUUACGAUGUGAAUUACCGAAAAUGGAGAAACGUCUGCGAGCAACAAUGGAUCGAGUGAAGAGUCUUGAGACAGCUCUGAAAGAAGCUAAAGAGAAUGCAAUGAAAGAUAGGAAACGGUAUCAAAAUGAAGUGCUGCGUAUCAAAGAGGCUGUACGACAACGAAAUUUGGCCAGAAGGGGUUUGGCCGCGCCUCAAAUCGCAAAGCCAAUAAGACCGGGUCAGCACUACCCAAUGUCAAUGCAGCCCUCAGUUGGUAUACCGACUAUUUCCGUGCCACCUCAAAUAGUCAGUCAACAACCGGUGAACGUUGCUUCUAUGAACUGUUAG